Paramuricea clavata is the source of this 2032-nucleotide messenger RNA. The record is from the annotation of a GenBank genome assembly. NCBI's taxonomy places the organism in Eukaryota, Metazoa, Cnidaria, Anthozoa, Malacalcyonacea, Plexauridae.
CUCAACAACUCCGCAAGAAUGCAAAGAUCUUGAUGAGUCAACCCUACAUGACUCUGAAAAUAACAUCAGUUAUCAUAAGAAGAAAGUGAAAGAAGCCAUUAAUGUUGACCAAACUGUCGGGGAUGGUUCUUACGAUUUUACUCAUAUUUUUUACUCUGAGAAAGAAAGCGCAACAACCUCCCAAGCAUAUAACGAUGUUGAUGAAUCAGUCCUAUAUGAUGAUUCUGUGGUUCCUAGCUCCGACAACUCUGAGAGUGAAUCUGCCUCAACAACUUCGCAAGAAUGCAAAGAUCUUGAUGAGUCAACCUAAGUAACGAGGAGAGUUAUACGUUUGAGAGUUUAAAAAAAAUCACUAUUCAGAAGUACGAAAAACUCCAUAAAUAUUACCAGGAAAAUCGCCCCUCUUUAAAAUAUAAAGUUGUUGUCGUAUACACCGACACGAAAGGCGAUUUUAAAGUACUAAACUGUAGUUCUAACCGUGAAGCCAACGGCGCAGCUUAUUCAUUGGAAGAUAUAUCAAAAGACCCAUUUCCAGUUGUCUGUAUUAAAAACAAUGAUAAAAGUACAGCUGUAUCAUUAAAGCAAAUGAAAGAGAGCUGUUCUACUAAAGUUGGUCAAAAGGAAACCCCGUCUAUGCGUGGUACACUGCAUAACGUACGUAGUGAAGAACAAGGGGGAUUUCCCUUGUCGUUUAAACUUGAUACUGGUGCAGAUUCCGGCUCUGUUGGUUACAACUAUCAGAUCAUCAAAAACUUUAUAUUAACUGUUGCGCGGACUAUUAACGCCGAACCUGAACCAGCAAUUUUAUGCAAAGUCGAAUCUGAUACAAUUGCCAGAGGUGGUGUCCAAGUAUUUGAUAUAGAUGAAGAUCCCGACUGGAAUGCGAUUGGACUUUCCACUCUUCAGAAUUACGGAAUUUUUUUAAAUUUUAAAAGUGGCAGGGUUGUAAUUGGAAAACACGAUGACGUAACUGUAGACGACUCUGAAAAAGAAGUCCGAGUCACAUUCAAGAAAGCAUGACGUCUUCUGGUAUCUCAAAUUAUUCUAAAGUAAAUUUUUGAGUCUAUAGCAGGGCUGUUUUUUAAAACCGCUUUAAAAAUGGCUUACUCACAAAAAUGGAAGGUUUAAUUAAACCGUUAUUUAUUUAUCAGACUAUCAGACAAUUAUGAACUGUCUGUGCCAGUGUAGGUAGUGUGACCGUAUAGUACCAAUAUAAAUAACAAGUUUUCUUUGGUAGGGAUGCUGCAACCACCUAAAAAUAUAAGAAUUUCGACGUUUGGAGCGAAGGCCAUUCGUCUUCAGUAACUCCAGACAAAUGCAUGGCCUUCGCUCGAAACGUCGAAAUUCUCCUUAUACAGACAAUGCAUAAAAUCCAGUCAUGCCUAAAAUCAGUCGUGAGUUUGAAAAAUUAUGCGUGAAAGGCUACUAUGGCAAAAAGUCCAACUUUGAUGUUAUCAAUUUGAUGGACUUGAUGUACAUCAAAUUGAUAGUUCAUAAAACAGCUUUCAAAUUUGCACCCCAUGAAUUCAAAUUGCGCAAGCCAUUUUACAGUCUCGUUUAAAGUGGUUUAGAAAAACAGCCUUGCCGCACUCGAAAAUGUAAUUUUCCGGCGAAUUUGCUGGUAGAAAUCCCAGAAGACCCCCAAACUACCCAUGCUAACAUAAAGUUGUCACAUAUUUUGCGGAAUUUUCACUUUAGUGCACGUUUUAUAACUGUGCACUUAUUUUUUAUACAUAUAAUAAUUUUAUUCUUAAGUCACUCUCUGUAAAGUUACACAUGCACAAUUCCGGUUUUACUGCAAUAAAUCAGAUAAAGCUCAUGCACGUUUUUAGGGGCGGACUAUAUGGGGGGAGGGGGGGGGGGGAUUUCAGUUUGCAUGAAUGGACAACGAAAUUUUAAUCUAAGUAAAAAGAAGGGAAUCGAACACCACAGCUAAAAGGAACAUAAUGAAAUUUUAACAAAUUUUACUAAUUUCGGAUAAGUUCUUUACGGGAAUCUACUUUUUUGCCUAGAUCAAAAAUUAAUCUAACAU